Molecule: messenger RNA, 4465 nt
Organism: Bombus huntii
Lineage: Eukaryota; Metazoa; Arthropoda; Insecta; Hymenoptera; Apidae
Product: zinc finger CCHC domain-containing protein 8 homolog
Exons: 7
Coding region: 145-1986 (613 amino acids)
Cellular component (GO): catalytic step 2 spliceosome
Molecular function (GO): RNA binding
Source: RefSeq, a predicted model, not a curated record
GCGUUUAGAAAACUUGAUAAGAUUGAAGCGUCGUGUUUUCAUUGAGGCAGAAGAGGGAAGCUAGCUUCACAUAACAAAAGAUCAUACGUCCAUAAUAUAAAAUAGUUCUAUCUAUGUUUUCGUAUCAGUAUCGAUAGUAUUUCCAUGAAUUCAACGAUUACCAUCAACGACACCGACGAAGAGGUGAUUGAUUUAGACUCAAGCCAAGAUAUCAAUAUUACUGACAAUGAUCAAAGUGAAUGUUCAAUUGAGAAAGAUUCAUUACCGAACAACAAUGCGGAUAAGAUGAACGUAACCAAUAAUUAUAUGGAUAAUAAUAAAAAUGCAUCUACAAUGGAAACUUGCGAUAGUGAGAGUUCAUCGACACCACUUUUGAAGGUUAUGUUUCGAGAUGAAAACAUUGCAUGGCAAUAUAGUAAAAGAAUAAAAGUGUUUCUAGAGGAGUUAGUAUCUUCCAAGAUUAAAUGUCAAGAAAAUGAUAAUGGUUUAACGUUAGAAGUUUGGGAUAAUGAUACUGACUCUACAAGUCAAUCUAUCGAUAUUACGACAGGGAGUGAUGAUAGUCAGGAUAUAAUAUGUGAUACAUUAUUUACUGUAGAUAAACAGCCAAGACCUGGAGAUGAAUUUGAUGUUCCAUCUUAUAGUAGGAAAUAUAUAUUAUGUGAUAAUGUGUUUGAUGAUACAAAAUUGAAAUCAAGUAAAUAUCCAGAGGGUAACUCACAAAGGUUUAUGUGUUUUAAUUGUUCGGGAAAUCAUAAUUUACGAGAUUGUACAGAACCACGAAAUUAUACUGCUAUAGAAGCAAAUCGAAAAAAUUUCAAUAUGAAAGGAAAUUCAAAAGGUGUUAGAUAUCAUUUGGAAAAUAAUCAUAGAUUUGAUCAUAUAAUCCCUGGUCAAUUAAGUAACAAUUUACGUAAUGCACUAGGUCUCAGAAGUAAUGAAUUACCUAGACAUAUAUAUAGAAUGAGGAAGCUUGGCUAUCCUCCAGGAUGGUUAGAGGAAGCACGUUUGCAACACUCUGGUUUGUCCCUAUUCAAUUCUGAUGGCAUUGCAGAAGAAGAUCCUAAUGAUGAACCAGGACAUAUCGUUGAAGAAAGAGACAGAGAUCAAUAUGAUAUAAAAAAAAUAUAUGACUUUCCUGGUUUUAAUGUACCAGCUCCACCUGGUACUUGGGAUGAGGAUGGGAAAUAUUCUGUAUCAACAAUGUUGACUUUUCAUAGCAAACAAAGAAUGUUGUCAAACUUAAAAGGAAGAAUGGCAGACGAUGGAUAUAAGAGAAAAAAACUCAAAGUUUUUAGUAAUACAUCAAAAGACAGUCCAGUUCCAGAACCUACUGAAAUGGAAAUUGAGGAUGUAGAAGAUAGUCCGGUAGAGUGCGUACCUACUAAUGGGCUGUUUAUACCGCCGCUGCCUCUGGACGACCCUGUAAAACCGCCAGAACCACUAUUACCACAAGAAUCUUGUGCAAAACCAUCAGAACCACUAUUAUCAAAAUCAACAACAAUAUCUGAGGAUUCAGAUUAUCAUUCUCAAGAAUUACAAUUUUCUGAAGCAUUAGAAGACACUACAUCGCCUACUUUACGAGCGAAUUCUCCGUCGUUAUCCGAAUUGGAGAAUAUGAAAAAGCAACUGCUUGUAGAACUCCAGAAAUCAAACUCAGAUAUUUCAUCAAAAAGCAAUUCUUCGAAUUCAGUAUCAAAAUCUGAUAUGCCACCACCUAGUAAUGAGAUUACUCCAGAAUUAAAUCGUAUCCGUCAAAAUGGAAUUAAUACAAGUCAUGGAAGUGUGAAGUCUAUUGACUUUGGUACGCCUGUAUUACAGAGUACGUCUCCGUAUAACAAAUUGCCACCAUCUGAAAAAUUUUCAAAGAAUAUUUGCAAUUUAAUUAAUUUUGAGAACUUACCUGAUUCGACAGGUAAGUAUGAACAAAUGACCGGGGUUUUGCAGAAAGUAAGACAUACAUUAGCAAAGCUUCAUCAAGAAUAGUUGUAUCUCAUUAUAAUUCAUGAUUGAAAAAAUGAUCAUAUUUUAUAAAUGAGCAAUAAUUCCAUUUUCUGGGAAGGUACAGAGAUAUAAAUUUCAUUUGAUAUAUUAUAUUUCUAAUUAAAAAAAUGACAUAUAUUUUUAUCUGUAGUUAGUCCAAAAUAUAUGGCAUUUUUUAACAUAAAUCUUAUGUUAGGAAACGUACAAACAACAGAUUUAUUCUCUAUUGUUAUACUUAUCUUUCGGAACAAAAAAUACACCUAGUAUAUUUUAUGCAAUCUUCGAUUUCCCCUUUUAAUCCUCAAUAAUUAAUGAACAAAUUCAAAGUUUCAUUGGCCUUUAAUCAUUAUAGAAGGCACAUUAAAAUUUUUCACAUAAUGAAUUUAUGUAGGAGGGCGGGCCUUGGAGUAAAAUCCAAUGGUCCUUUUAAUUGAUCUUUCUACUUAUGUCUGGAAAACGAAAAAGCUUAUAAUUUUAAACAAAAUUUCAUAAUGUCUUACUUAUGAAAAGUACAAAUACAUACUAUUUUUCUAUUAAUUAGUGGCAUUUUCUCACGUGAUACAUUGUGACUGAACAUAAACCAUUUCAUAUUCAUCAAAAAACAUUUCGAACUUUAUUUUCUUGUGAAUUAUACUUACCACCAUACAUUGCACAUUUCUUCUGCAUGUCCAGUUCGUUUUAAAAUUGGUAAAUAUUUUUAUCCAUUUAUGAAAAUAUAUAAAUUCAAUAUAUGCAUUUAAAACAUUUGUUCUAUUAUCGUAACUGUCUAUGCAUAAUUAUUUUCUUUAACAUGUUCGCAACCACGCGGCAUGUGAAACAUCUAUCUAUUUUAGCUUCACUAGUCUUACACACUAUGCCACACAUUUUCAUUUAUGCACAUACACAAUAUGCUAAACUAAAUAGACAGAGCAAACAUUAUAUGAUAUGACACAGACGUGAUACUAGUUUCUAGCUAUAAAAUUCAGAAUUUAUACAUUUUACUUAUUUAUGUAAUUUGAAAAUAAAAAAUCAUAUCUGUCACAGUGGUCUCUUAGAAUAGUAUAUACAUCAUACAUACAUACAUAUGCACACACACACAUAUAUUAUGAUGGUAACAAACGUGUUAAUAAAUAAUUGAAUAAUUAAUUUUCUUUACUUAUCGAUAUCUGUUGCAUGUUUUAUACACACACACAGAUUCUAUAAACAUAGAAUUGAAAUUGAAAUUAUUGUUAAUUAAAGAAUUUAUUUUUGCUAUUUUUAUAUGGAAAUUUUCAUUCAUGUUUUCUAAUUAGAAGGUUAAUAAUAGCAAAAAGUUUAUCAAUUCUAAAAGAUACUGUGUACAUAUGUAAAUAAGGAAAGGAAUGUCUUGUGUUUUGUAAUAAUUAUAACAAAAUACUAACAGAAGCACGUCAAUGCUAUAUUUAAUGUGUAUGUCAUUUAUUUUCCUCUCUAAAAUAUUCGAUUAUUUCUAACAUAUUUGCAUAGUACAAAACGUAAAUGACGUGAGAACAGAAUUUGAUUUAAAAACAAAAAUUGAAAAAUAUUACUAAAACUAUAAUUUUUAAAGCUAAUCUCUUAUAUUCUCGAUGUACACGAUGUCUGAAAAUAAUUUGUCACGAGCAUCGUAGGGUUAUUCUAUUGUGAAACUCUAGCUCGGUGAAGAUUUACGAAAAAGGUAGCGGCAAGAUAGCGGUAUUGACUUUGAUCUUGAAUUUCAAGGUCGAAUUUUUGUACUGCAUCAUAUUUUACUCGUUAUAAGGAUUAACCCUUUGCACUCGAGAGAUGAUUCUCAGUCGCUAUGGCGUUCCGUGUAGCAACUCGAAAGGAGAGUGAGAGGCGACAGUCCCUGUUUAUGCUAGAUUUCGACCUCUCCAAUUGAUGAGAACACAGUAUUGGUUCGUAAAUAGAUUCCUUAGCUCUUUAUAUUGUUUGUUACGAAGUGUGAAGUGUUACACUUUAAGAUGGAGAUGAAAUACUUAUGCUCAAAUCCUUCUAAAACUAUGGUUCUGGUAACGUCUCCGACGUUAGUUCAGAUUCGACGAUCGUGCCAGAAGUAUUAUAGUUUUGUAAAUCUAGAACCUCUAAAAAAAUGGAUUUGGAAAUUUCUUUAAUUAAUUCAUAUAUUCUAUAAAAAAGCAAAAGAACGAAAGGCCGCUGAACCACCUGCGAUUUAUAAAAACUUUAGUAGACCAGUUGAGAGGAGAUAUUCGACUACCGUGAGAUCAAGCUUCAACGUCUGCUGCUAAUUGUGAUGAAAUUCGGUUAAAUGGAGAGCUCCAUGUAAUUUUAAAAAAGGAUUGUAAGGUGUGUUCUUACCGAAACAAAGCAGAAAAAGACACGAAACAACUUAUUAUUGCGAUACUUUUGCCGAUAAGCCAAAGAUGCAUCUUGAUACAUGUUUUGUAAAUUAUCGUAAAACAAAUACAGAAAAAGUAUUAAAAAAUGAUAUGUUUAAAGAUGUAAAUAUAUAUAGAUUAUUAAAAUAUAAUGUUUUUUAAGUUAA